Molecule: messenger RNA, 1469 nt
Organism: Coregonus clupeaformis (lake whitefish)
Lineage: Eukaryota; Metazoa; Chordata; Actinopteri; Salmoniformes; Salmonidae
Product: homeobox expressed in ES cells 1
Exons: 4
Coding region: 44-577 (177 amino acids)
Biological process (GO): forebrain development; regulation of transcription by RNA polymerase II; pituitary gland development
Cellular component (GO): nucleus
Molecular function (GO): DNA-binding transcription repressor activity, RNA polymerase II-specific; RNA polymerase II cis-regulatory region sequence-specific DNA binding
Source: RefSeq, a predicted model, not a curated record
UUUCAGAGGCCAGUAACUUUUCAGAAGAGAGUUGGUUGACAGUAUGGCUUCAUCUACCGUUAGUUGCCAGAUCAGGCUGGUUGACUCAAAGCCAGUUUUCACCAUAGACAGCAUCCUUGGGUUAGAUUUGGACAGGCCAGAACUACGCAAUGUGUCUGUGAAGCUGUAUCGACCCUGGACGGAAUUGGAACCAACGCAACAGAGAAGUCACACCAUAGUCAAUAGACCAUCGGAGCCUUCCUCAGAGAUAAAGGGGAAAGAAGAUGAACAGAAGCUCAAAUGUAAACAACACUUUACGGAGUCCUACAGGAGAACAUUAAACUGGUACAUUGGGCGCAGGCCGCGGACGGCUUUCAGUAGCACACAGAUUGAAGUCUUGGAGAGUGUGUUUCUCAUCAACGCAUACCCGGGUAUUGACAUCAGAGAAGAACUGGCUCAGAGGUUACAUCUGGAUGAGGACAGAAUACAGAUCUGGUUCCAGAAUCGCAGAGCCAAGCUGAAACGUUCUCACAGAGAGUCACAGUUCCUCAUGGUGAAAAAAGCCUUCGCAGAUCUCAAGGACAAAGAAGGGGAAUAGUCCUUGUGAUAAACACAGACCUUAUAGGGGCCUUAAUUACCUUAAUUAAGGACCUCUUGCUCUCUCUCGCUCUCUAUACAUAUAUUUAAUAUAUUCUAUGAUGUAAAUGUAAAUUUUUGUAGGGUAUGCUAAAAUGUUUAUGAACAGAUAAGACCAUUGUCAAAUACAUUUGUGGGUUCAGCAUUUCUUCUCAGUUUAUUGAGCUAUAUUGGCAAAAUGUUUAUUUUCUCCAACAAUAGAAAACAUUUAUGAAAAUGUAGAUUAUUAAAUGAUUUAGUUUGCAAGCAGCUGCAGGUUCCGGGUGUUCCCAGAACAUCCAGAGAUAAGCUCUCCUUAUUGUUAGAGAAACACCCCGGUAGGAACUAAUUUGUCUCCUUCAGUAGAGCCUCAGCAAGGCAAUUAAGUUUAGGGGAGUGAGAGACAAAGGAGUAGCAGGGAGGCAGCCUGCCCUGCAGGCAACAGGAAGGAGAGAGUAUAAAGGUGUAGACUGUAGAGAAAGCGUUGUGAAAAGAAAGAAAGAAAAGUAUAUUUAAAUCCCUGGUGCAUGGUAUUUGAUUUGGUUGCUACAUUGCUAGCCUAUUAGAUGUUUGGCCAAAUUUCAGAUAAUUGCAUUUAUGCUUGGCAGGCACCGGAACCUCUCUUUUCUAACUAAAGAAGUAGGCCCAUAUAUCUCUACUUGUGGUGGCAUGAUAAAGAUAAGGAACAGGGAAUUUAAGUUUACAACUCAAACCAAUAUAGGCAACCUUUUUACUAACCCACUACUCUACUAACAGGGUAUGGCUGCAGUUUCACUGCCUUAACACAGGAGGGUGCUAAGGAAUGUCAAACAAUUCUCUCUGUCUGUCUCUCUCUUGCUCUCUCUCCUCCCCCCUCUCUCUCUCUGUCUAGUCUA